This is a messenger RNA of Naegleria fowleri, 1221 nucleotides long. RefSeq lists its product as uncharacterized. The record is from RefSeq and is a predicted model, not a curated record. The transcript has 2 exons. Bases 1 to 1221 code for a protein of 406 amino acids. NCBI's taxonomy places the organism in Eukaryota, Heterolobosea, Eutetramitea, Acrasida, Naegleriidae.
AUGUAUUACAGCAACAAUAAUCUUCUACGUGAACCUACUGUUACCAUGAACAACAAUAACAACCCUGUAAUAUCGCCCACUUCAUCCGAACCAUCUCUUUCCGAAGAUGUUUCCCCUCCAAUCAAAAAUAUUGUCAUCAAAUCAUCUCCACAAAACAAUUUGAUACAGAAUAUCGCUUCGCAUGUCAUUCAAGAGGAUUUGGAACUCUUUGAUGGAACAAAAAGUAGAUCCAUUUCGAACGCUUCUUCCGUUGCAUCAACAACCCGAUUAAUUGAAAUGCACGAGAAGAAUGCAAUAUCAUCAACAAAAUACAUUGAUUUUGCUACAGCGUUCGAUUAUUUUGUAAAUCAGAAAAAGAAUGAAUUGGAUUUGAGUGCUGUAAAAUUUACAAUGAAGGAGGGAGAAUGGACCAACGUUUCAGAAAAUUGUUGUUUUUGCAUGACACGAAGAAGGAGAGUUCUUUACGAGUCGUUAAAUAGCGAUUUACUGGAGGAGCUGAGAACUUAUUUAUCAUUAAUGACUGUUCCAUUCAGUAAUUUAAAUUCAAUUCACACAGAUAUGUGUCUAGAAGUUUUUUAUUCAAUGAUGGGAAGGGAAAUUGGUGACAAUACAACUUCAAAGACAAUUGCUACUAAUGACACUGAGGCCAAACUCUCACAUCCUAACGCUGCCGCUCAUUCAAUCAUUACCAAAGAAUGGGAACUGAUUGGAUUUUUAGGGCCUAAUCUUGAGGAAGAAUUUAGAGGUUUUGGAGUAUUGGGUGCUUUAAUGUUAUUAUAUUUCUGUACACAUCACAAAGAACUAGCUCAAAAGAUUUAUGCUCUUUCUCUUCACGAAAAGAAGCAUUUCCCUUUUGCUAUUUCAGUAUUGCAUUUGCUUAAGAUUGCAAUUGACUUAAUUAAGGGACGGAGGUUUAACAAGUAUAUUAACGAAAAUCACAGCGUCAUGAGUACGAUGCAAAUAGUGCAUGCAGAUAUAUGUAGAGAGUUUCUAAAACUAUGGACAAGCAAAUCAUACACGGAAUUGGAUUUUCAUCACAUCAUUGAGUCCUACAAUUUUGAGAUUGUAAAGAAGGAGAGCUAUGCUAAGAAAUUAUUGCUUUCAGACAUACAACAGUCUGCUCAGCGUGGCCAAUCUCCAAUAUCACAGCAGGGAAGAUCGCCUGCUUCACCUUCAUCUUCGCAUCAAACAACCCUUAAGAAUAGAAACCUCUUCAAAUAG